This is a messenger RNA of Achroia grisella, 1083 nucleotides long. RefSeq names its product farnesyl pyrophosphate synthase-like. The record is from RefSeq and is a predicted model, not a curated record. Gene Ontology annotation, biological process: trans, trans-farnesyl diphosphate biosynthetic process. Bases 194 to 1078 code for a protein of 294 amino acids. Gene Ontology annotation, cellular component: cytoplasm. Gene Ontology annotation, molecular function: dimethylallyltranstransferase activity; (2E,6E)-farnesyl diphosphate synthase activity. NCBI's taxonomy places the organism in Eukaryota, Metazoa, Arthropoda, Insecta, Lepidoptera, Pyralidae. The transcript has 5 exons.
CCGACAAAAACAGGAUAUCGCAAGUUCGCUGAUUUCAGAGGAAUUAUUCGACAAAUUUCACAAGUCUCUACCUAAAAUCGUAAAUAAUGUUUUCAGCAAACGAACUUCUUUAAAUUUAUUAGGAGUCGAGAAUCAUAUAAAAAAGAUUGCCGAUCACAGUUUGCACAAUGGGAACAAGUUAUGUGGUUCCCUGAUGUUGUACACAUACAAAACAUUGGCAACUAAAGAUAAUAUAACUGAACAGUCGUUUUAUUUAGCUUGUGUACUCGCUUGGUCAGCAGAAUUGUUUCAGUGUUUAUUUAAUAUUUUGGAUACUAUAGAAGACAAUAGAUACGCAGAAAAUGUACAAGUUAAAACGCUGCAUUUGCUUCCGGACGCCAAGGCUGGGGCUAACGAUGUGUGUCUAAUUAUAAGUUCAAUAUAUGAAAUAUUGAAUAUACAUUUUGCAGAUAAAUCGUCGUAUAACAAUGUUAUAAAUCUGUUCAACACAGCUUUCUUGUAUAAGGCAACUGGACGGCACUUCGACGCCAUUGUAUCUAAAGCGACGACCGGAAAUUAUGCACUAUUUACAACCGAACAAUAUGAUAACAUCGUUUAUUUAUAUAAUACCUAUUCCACUUUACAUUUACCAAUUUAUUUAGGAAUGACACUGGCUGCAAAAGUAAAUGAAAAAUAUAUGCAAGAUGUACAGGACAUAUGUAUUGAUAUUGGUAGACUAUUUCAAAUGCAGGUUGAAUACCAGGAUUGCUUUGGAGAUGGUGUAAUGGACAAAGCGAGUAACGCUAUUGGGAAUGGGAAAUGUACAUGGUUGGCAGUAACCGCGCUGCAGCGCUGUACUCGUCCCCAACAAAUCGUUUUUAACUCAUGCUAUGGUAGUCCUGAACCAGCGCACAUGGAGCGAAUUAAGGAGUUAUACAGAAAGCUGAAAUUGCCACAAAUAUACCACGAACAAAAUAGGGCUAUUCGGAAGCGUAUAGCGCAGAGAAUAGAAGCCCUAUCUCAAAAUGAUAAAGGUGAAACGCUUCCACCUGAAUUAUUUACAGAUUUUCUGAAACAAACAAUUCAUGACGAUAAGUAAACCAC